This is a messenger RNA of Cantharellus anzutake, 825 nucleotides long. RefSeq lists its product as uncharacterized. The transcript has a single exon. NCBI's taxonomy places the organism in Eukaryota, Fungi, Basidiomycota, Agaricomycetes, Cantharellales, Hydnaceae. Bases 1 to 825 code for a protein of 274 amino acids. The record is from RefSeq and is a predicted model, not a curated record.
AUGGCAAUGAUGCGACAUGCUUACACAGAAGCCAGCAAGGAACUUCCCCCAUCUGCAGAGUCAGAAGUAACUAAGGAUUCUCCAAGCUCAGACGAAGACAUCGAGCUCUUGACAUUGGGUGUUACCUCCGAUGGGACCUUGGUGACAAGGUCGCAGGCAGAUGACUACACCUUGAGAGGUGAUGAGCUGGAAGACUUGUCCCUCCUUGAAUUUAUCUCGGAUACUUACAAGACCCCUGAAAACCAUGACAACAAGUCCAUACUCCGUGGAACUCAAAGUGGAUCUGCUAAGCAAGUUGGAAGACCUGCAAACCCACGUAGUGGGUACCAUGCUAAGCAUCCAAAGAAUGGAACUCACAUAUGCGUUGUAUGCACAAAAGGUCAUCGUACCAUCACCAAUAUUGUUGGGAAGUGGAUUCCUUCUUCAGACGAUCCUGAGCAGGCAGAUGUGCACAGAGCUUCUAUUCUGUGCCUCCUCAAACCAUGGCGGGAUAUCAGCACUCUCAAAACACCGGAGCAAACAUGGGAAGAUGCUUACGAUUUAUUCCUGCAGACAGCAGGACAUGACAAAGUCACUAUGAUCGCAAACGCGCAGUUCUACUAUGAUUGCAAGGAAGCAGCAAAUCGAUCACAGGCACCUAGAAUGGGAACUAAGCCUUCCAUUGAUGUGGAUGAUGAUUCUGAUGGUGGUGAAGAAGUGGGUGAGAGCAAUAAAGGCCCAGUUGGCAAGCUCAGCGAAGAGGAUCUUGAGGCUUUCAUUCGUAACCAACAACCUACACAUGAGGUUAUUCAUGGUUUGCAUGCUGUCGAGUGUGCAAAGUGUUAG